ACGAUCGGAGCUGGUGUUUAGCGUCAACCGCGACAAACACUUUCGGCGUUUUAUGAUAUUAAAAUAAUAUUAUCGUUUUCUAACCGGUCGCGACGUCGGUUCUGCCUAGAAAACACUACAGUCCGAACUAGUCAGCACACGACUGCUAUUAUCAAUCAAAAUAGAUAACUUCUAUCGUAAAACAAUAUCGUUAACGCGUGACCGUUGGCUGACAGUCAACUAAUGAGUAAAUCGCCGGCGACGUACAGCUCGCGAUAACCACACUGUUUCGCGCACAAGGUACAAUUAUGGUGCAGCGACAGCAAAAGGAUGUGAAAGUGAUCGUAAACAAUCACGGUAACACGAUCCGCUGUUUUCGGUUCGGAUCAUUAUCGUCACCGUAGUGCAAUGAUGGCACGAGCGUAUGUGGCCGAAUGGAUUGUAGCGUGGGCGUUCUGGUCGGCAUCCAUAAUCGUCGGUGCCAAGGUGAUGAAAUGCUGUCCCAGGGACAUAAUAUUGGCCAUUGACACAUUCUCGUGCACGGGUUUCGUGACAGAUGACCAGAAUCAACGAGAGUCGUAUGCUUGGACGUCGUCGGAUGACUCAGCCGCGGUCACCACACCUGAAGACUUGGCGUUGUCCGUCUCUAACAGCAGCUCUAUACCAUGGUGGAUACCCCCCUAUAUGGAGUUCCUGCAGGCAUCAAAUCUGUCGGAAAAGUUCGAACCGGACGGCAGGUCGUUCGACACAGAUGGCAAAAUGCCUUGUGAAAUAGGCACCCGGGAGAUGACCGUCAUUGACGACGAUGUGGCGGUGCUGGACGACGGGCGGCUGAUCAUGUUCGGACAGGAAAACCGGUCGGCCGCCGCUUACGAGCGGUUGACGUUUUCCAGCGCAGAGUACUGCAUCGACCGCGUGUCGCUGGUGGACAGCAUCACGCCGAACAACAAUAACAGCCACAAGACGACUACGACGUCCACGACGACCACGACGACCACAACGACCACCACGGCCACCAAUGCCGAAACACAAUCCACGUACACGUACGUGGCGCUGGUGUGCCGGCCGUGUUCGAGGAUGACAUGCGUGCCAAAGUGCUGUGGCAAGGGUCUUAUGCUCGGGUAUCAGAAGAACAACAAGAGUGACGUCAUCGGGUGCCGAAAAGUGCAGUCCGUGGACAACGCUACCGCCGCGAUACACAUGAAACUCGCCAAYGGCACAGAACUGCGGCGUAAGGACCUCUACUUCUUUGGCCUGAAGCCACCUAACUGUGGUUCUCGUGGUUGGUAUCUGCUUGGUGCAGACACGAAUAAGGGGAGCAUGGUCGCAAAAAAACAAGAGAGCGGGAUCCCAAAAAAGCAAGCGAGUUACGGUYUACUGCCUGACGGCCGCGUGCAGGUGGACGGUGGCCUAUUGCCCAUCGAGCGUGACGAUUAUUGCGUGGACGCGAUGCAGGUCGAGACUAAUUCGUCACCGCCAACGUACACGGGUGUGAUGCUUGCCUGUCGACUGGCCGCCGGUGUGGCGGACGCCGCCGGCCCGCUCAAGUUUCGCGAGAUACUGUACGGCGUCUACUUCGUGGUCGGCACAAUUUUUCUGGCCGCCACGUUGCUCAUAUACGCCGUUCUACCCGAGCUCCGCGUCACCGUCCACUCGGGCAACCUGAUGGCACACACCGUCUGUUUGUUCGUGUCAUACGCUACGUUGGCAGCCACCACGCUCGUUCGCCAAGUGUUCAACAAUUGCGCAUGUGUCAUUGCCGGUUUUGUCAUACAAUUUUCAUUCCUUGCAGCAUUUUUCUGGCUAAAUGUUAUGUGUGCGGAUAUUGCAUGGACAUUUAGUGGAUUCAGAUUACUUUUGUCCUCAAACAAAAUUGAAAAUGAGAAGAAAAAAUAUAUAAUUUAUUCAACUUAUGCGUGGGGUUGUAGCAUUGGAAUUACAGUUUUAACAGCUAUAGCUGAAUUCACCAAAUUAUUUGGCGAUAGUAGUUAUAAGCCAAAUUUUGGCAAUAACGACUGCUGGUUUUCUAAUAAAUUAUCAGUCGGUGUUUUCUUUUAUUUACCAAUUGGGUUACUUCUGUCGACCAAUUUUAUACUGUUCUUGUUCACUGCUUUUAGAAUUCUGUUCAUCCGAAGGGGUACGUCAAAAGUAUUGAAUCGUCAAAAUAACCACAAUGAUAUGAGGUUGUCGCUGUACUUAAAGUUGUUCUGCCUGAUGGGCGUUACUUUCGUUUUCGAAGUAAUCUCGUGGGCAGUCGAGGCACCUGCUUACUACUGGUACGCGACGGAUGCGAUCAACUCACUCCGCGGCGUAUUCGUGUUUUUCAUAUUCUGCUGGAAGCGUUCGGUGCUCAACCUGCUUCUGGCACGAGUGCCCGAACCAGCCCGCGAGCGCUUCGUCCAGGCUUUCGGUGUCCGCGAGCCGCACCGGUACCCGAGCUUCUCGUCAUCGUGCCACCCUAACAACUUCGGCACCACYGUUAACGCCAGCACUCGGACGCACAGCAACACCACGACGUCGACGCAGAUGGCCAACGGAUUGCAGUUGUCACAGUUCGGCAGUUCGGCGUCCGUCACUAUGGCGGCGGCAAGGAGGAAUUCGUCGGGUCGACGGUGAUGAUUCGACACGCCAAAAAACUACCUAAGAUAUCAAUAUAUCAUACAUUCAUACAGAGGACUCGUCAUCACGACAUAAUUGGCAGGCGUGCGGGAUGUUUUAAAUCUCAAAAUGUUUAAAGAGCAUAGAUAAUAACAUAAAUGGAUAGUACAUAUAUUGUUCUUGUGAGAGGGAUCGAAAAGCAUAUUAUAUAAUUAUAUACUAAUUAGUAAUUACCACAAAGCGGUUAAAUGCAAUUUAGGUUGUGGUAUUAAUAACAUCACUACUUAUAAAAUUAUAGGAUGUUAACUUUAAAACACAAUGUUAUGACAAAUCAUAUUAUUUAUGGUAAUUACAAUGAUAGGUAAUGAAAAAUUAAUAAUAUUUAAAAACUAAAUUCAAAAUCUG
This is a messenger RNA of Diuraphis noxia (Russian wheat aphid), 2982 nucleotides long. Its product is annotated as putative G protein-coupled receptor Mth-like 3. Gene Ontology annotation, biological process: cell surface receptor signaling pathway; G protein-coupled receptor signaling pathway. Gene Ontology annotation, molecular function: G protein-coupled receptor activity. NCBI's taxonomy places the organism in Eukaryota, Metazoa, Arthropoda, Insecta, Hemiptera, Aphididae. Gene Ontology annotation, cellular component: membrane. The record is from RefSeq and is a predicted model, not a curated record.